UUUUCCCGCCUGACGAAAGCCAAGCUACUUAAGAGGAGCGUCGAAGCCCCUAGAAGCCGCGUCUUCAGUCAGGGGCGACUAGCUAUGGUGCCGUCGGGGAAGAAGCACGGGGGCAGGUCCGGGAAGGCCCUGGAGGAGCAGGCCGCGCGGGCCUUCCACUUCGAGCGGGAGCAGCAGCGGAAGGCGCUGAGCUGCUCCGCCGAGGACGCCGCGCAAGGGAAGAUUUCAGUCAUUGAGAAGCACGGGAAGAAAAGGAAUUCCGCGGGCCUCGUUGAAGAGAUGGGGGGUGAAGUGCGGACUAUGCUGGAAAGAUUUGGAGUUGACAUGAACAAGGCUCUUCUUGCCAAGAGAAAAAGACUUGAAUUGUAUACCAAGGCUUCUAUCAAAACCAGUAACCAGAAAAUUGAACAAGUUUGGAAAACUCAGCAAGAGCAAAGGCAGAAGCUUAGCCAAGACUUUUCUCAGCAGUUUCUGACUUUGUUUCAGCAGUGGGAUUUGGAUGUGCAGAAAGCUGAAGAACAAGAAGAAAAACUAGCUAAUACGUUUCGUCAGCAACAGAAGAUUUUUCAGCAAUCUAGAGUUGUUCAGAGCCAAAGACUGAAAACAAUUAGACAGUUAUAUGAGCAGUUCAUAAAGAGUAUGGAGGAGUUAGAGAAGAAUCAUGAGAAUCUACUUACUGGUGCACAAAAUGAACUUAGAAAAGAAAUGGCUAUGUUGCAAAAAAAAAUUAUGAUGGAAACUGUAAGUCAUUUAAAGCUGAAAAACAGCAGCAAGAGAUGGCAAGUGUUCGAAAGUCUCUUCAAUCCAUGUUAUUCUGAUGACUCUUUGAAGAAAGAACUUGAACCUAAGUAAUACGAUAACAAUUACAACAUUAGCUAAGAUGCAUGCUAAGUCUUUAGAGUGGUUUAAAAAUUCUAGUUUAAAAUACUAUAUACUAUUAUAAGCUUUAGUGAAGACUCCUGUUAAUUGUCAAAUAAACCCUUUUUAGUGGUUAGCAGCAAUUCCUGAAAUAUCUGUACCAGUUUCAGCUUUAUAGUAACUGAAGCUUUCUAACACUUGUAACUUAGCUUUCAACAAUAAAGAUGAUUUAUUUCAAGUUUUAGCUUCUGUGUAUCAGUCCCAAAAGGUAGAAAGCAUAAAUACAGGUUACAUUGUUCUUUAAAAAA
Messenger RNA from Talpa occidentalis (Iberian mole), 1166 nucleotides. RefSeq names its product synaptonemal complex protein 3 (gene SYCP3). Gene Ontology annotation, cellular component: synaptonemal complex. The record is from RefSeq and is a predicted model, not a curated record. NCBI's taxonomy places the organism in Eukaryota, Metazoa, Chordata, Mammalia, Eulipotyphla, Talpidae. The transcript is spliced from 9 exons. Gene Ontology annotation, biological process: spermatid development; meiotic cell cycle. The coding region runs from base 85 to 852 and encodes 255 amino acids.